UGAAACAAAACUUCAGACAGGAAUCCUUGGGACCUGACACAAUGGAGACGGAAAGUGAGCAGAAUUCAAAUUCAGCCAGUGGCAGUUCAGGCUCUGGUGGAAGCACUCGCCCUCAGAUAUCGCAAAUGACACUCUAUGAGCGGCAGGCAGUGCAGGCCCUUCAAGCACUACAGCGACAACCCAAUGCAGCCCAAUACUUCCAUCAAUUUAUGCUUCAACAACAGCUCAACAGUGCUCAACUUCACAGUCUGGCUGCAGUCCAGCAGGCCACAAUUGCAGCCAGCAGACAGGCAAGCUCUCCAAACACAAGCUCCCCUCAGCAGACAGCCACCACCCAGGCUUCAAUUAAUCUGGCUACCACAUCAGCUGCACAAUUAAUCAGUCGCUCACAAAGCGUGAGUUCACCUGGUGCCACGACACUGACACAAUCAGUCCUUCUAGGAAACACCACUUCACCACCUCUUAACCAGUCACAAGCUCAAAUGUAUCUUCGGCCACAGCUGGGGAAUCUGUUGCAGGUGAACCGGACCUUGGGCCGCAAUGUACCUCUUACUUCCCAGCUCAUCUUGAUGCCAAAUGGGGCUGUGGCUGCUGUUCAGCAGGAAUCACCUUCCCCUCAUGCUCCUGGGAUCCACACAGACACAGACCAGGUGCAGAAUUUGGCUGUCAGGAGCCAGCAGACUUCAGUAGCUAAUGCACCACUCCAAGGUUCUACUCCAAAGGCUACUUUGCCAGGGAAUUCCCAGUCUUCAGUACUACCCCAUGCUGCCCAAACAUUGACAGUAACCCAAGGAUCUUCUGGCAAUGUAGGCCAGUCACUCAAUCUAAGCCAAGGUGCAGCAGGAAGUAAUGGCAUUUCUGGAGGUAUGGCCUCGUCAGUAGGCAGUCAUGCUACCACUGGGUUGAACCAGUCAACUUCAUCUGGCCCAGGAUCCAGCUGCCAAAGGAAAGGCACUGGUGUGGUUCAGCCUUUACCAGUACCUUCUGCUCCCCAGGCAGUGACUGUGAGCCAAGGAAGUCAGACAGAGGCAGACAGUAUGGCAGCAAAGAAAGCUGAAGGUGAUGGUAAUGGGCAACAGACUGUGGGCAUGAAUCUGACCAGGACAGCUACACCAGCUCCAAGCCAAACUUUGAUCAGCUCUGCUACGUAUACCCAAAUCCAGCCUCAUUCACUGAUCCAGCAACAGCAGCAAAUUCACCUCCAGAAGCAAGUGGUGAUCCAGCAACAAAUUGCUAUCCAUCACCAGCAGCCAUUCCAGCAUCGUCAGUCCCAACUCCUGCACACUGCUACACACCUCCAGCUGGCCCAGCAGCAGCAGCAAGCUCCACCUAUGACCCAGCAGCAGCAGGGGCCACCACAAAUUCCACAACAAGCCUCAUCUCUUCAUGGCCAACAGCAAGCCCAAACUCUUGUUGUCCAGCCCAUGUUGCAGUCACAACCUCAGCCAGUGCAGCUCCACCAGGACAGUCAUUGCCAGACAGUCACUAAGACCUCUGUCCCUAUUCAAUCCAAGCCUCCCACAGCCCCUCUGAAACACUCACAAAUUGGUGCGGCCAAAAUGUCAGCUUCCCAGCAGCCCCCCCCUCAUAUACCAGUACAGAUGGUAGGAAAUCGUCAGCAAGGUUCAGCUCAGGCUCAGGCAUUAGGGCUUCCUCAGAUGAACACAGCCGUGCAGCCCCCCCGGGGUGUGCCAGCUGUAGUGCAGCCAGUAUCCCAAACCCAUACAGUGUCCUCAUUAGCACAGAUCUCUUCCUCUUCUUCCUCUUCUUCGGUAUCAUCAUCACCACCACCACCUUCUCUUCAAGAAGCACUUUCUCCGCUCAUUGCUGGAGCCAAUGUAGCACAGGGCACAGUGCAGGUGAAGAGCACUACUUAAUCUCCAAUCCUUACUCAAGCAUCAGCCACAGCAUAUUAUGUACAGCCAGUCCAGUUAUCAAGCAAGCCCCAGGCUUUGGCAGUCAAGCGCAAGGCAGAAUCUGAAGAGGAGAGAGAAGAUUCUAGUACACCAUCUUUACAGGCUGUCAGAUCUUCUCCUGUGGCUGAGAGCCCCAAAAUCAUAGAAGAUAAGGGUGGCCUUGGAGAGAAGACUGACUCUGUCACCAGUGGUACUCUAAAUGCAUCCCCAAGUGAUCCCAACUCUGCAAAUCCAACAAUUGCUUCUGUUCCUACACUGGCUGUGUCGUCACGUCAGACUGGAGAUUCCAAACCUCCACAAGCCAUUGUCAAACCUCAGAUUCUUACACAUAUCAUAGAGGGCUUUGUUAUUCAAGAAGGGGCAGAGCCUUUCCCGGUGGGCUAUUCUCAGUUCCUUAAAGACUUUGAAAAGCCUCUUCAAGGGGCCACUCCUUCUAGGCAAUCUAACAACCAACCCAGCAACUCUCCUGGAGUAGAAAGUUUAACAGUUGAUCAAGACAAGAAAGGAAACUUGCUGAAAUGUGAGUUCUGCGGCAAAUAUGGCCCUGCAAGUCAGUUCCGUGGUUCCAAGAGGUUCUGUUCUGUAACAUGUGCAAAGAGGUAUAAUGUGAGCUGCAGCCACCAACUACGUCUGCAAAGGAAAAAAAUAAAAGAGCUCCAAGAAGCAAAUUAUGCUCGUCGUCGACGUGGACCCCGGCGCAACAGCUCUGAGAUUGCUCGAGCCAAAAUCCAGGGCAAACAUCACCAGGGCCAAGAAGAUUCAAGCAGAGGAUCUGAUAAUUCUAGUUAUGAUGAAACACUCUCCCCCACUUCACCAGGACCUCUUUCAGUGAGAUCUAGUCAUGGAGACCGAGAGCUUGUCAAUUCCAGCAUGACUCAGCCCAUUUCUGACUUGCAUGGUAUCAAUCCAGUUUUCCUGUCCAGCAAUCCUAGCCGCUGGAGUGUGGAGGAAGUAUAUGAGUUCAUUGCAUCCUUACAAGGCUGCCAGGAGAUUGCAGAGGAAUUUCGGUCCCAGGAGAUAGAUGGCCAGGCCUUGCUUCUGCUAAAAGAAGAACAUCUCAUGAGUGCCAUGAAUAUCAAAUUGGGUCCAGCUCUCAAAAUCUGUGCCAAAAUCAACAUUCUUAAAGAGACCUAACAUGGAAUGCAGAUUUUUUUUUUCCUAGCUGUAAUGAAUACACUAAAUGGAAGAAAAGAAUUCUUUUACAAGCCUGUGUCAUGGUGAUACUUGGGGAGGAAUAUUCCCUUGGAGGCCUUGAAACAUCUUGUCAAAAGCAUAGAAUAUCUUCUGUUGUGCUAUGAAUUCUUUCUGGGGGAAAAAGGGAAAAAACAGUUCUGUGCUGCAGCUGCUGUGAAUCCUUCCUGUCAAGUUGCUGGAUUCUCAUAUUUUUCUCCCAGUAGAAUUGUUCUUUCCACAUGGUUUCAAUUUUCAGGGGACCAAUUGGUACUGAAUCUUUUCUCUUGCUAAAGGCUUCUGUUUGGAACAGUAAAGAAAUGUUUUAAAUGGCAUCUUUUCUAAUUGAAGUAUUGACUGAAGGUAAGUAGUAAAUUGAUUUCAUAUAGAAUACAGGAGUGAACGUUAAUUGAACAUUAAAGACUAGAGUUGGCCCAGGUCUAAUGGGACUAUCCAGAAAACAUUACAUCUGAUAACAACAUCAGAGGGUUUAAAGAUUUUUAAUUUCACUUGUCUCUUGUGGGAUUUGGAGAAAAAUUACUCAAGAGCCAAAAGAGAAUCCAACUCUGUUGAAGCUCCAAGUGUUUCAUCCUGCUUUUUAAAAAAAAUUGUCUUCUUUGGUUUUUGUAUCUUACCCUUUCCCUUAUGAGACAUCAUAUGGGACAAACUUUCUGCUAUCGGGUUUGUAUCUUCUGUCCAAAGUCUGUUUAUUUUUGUUUAUUAAGCAAAUUAUUCAGUAAAAGGAAUGCUUCAUAAACAAUAUUGCAAUCUUCCUGUUGUCUGAUUUUUCUCACCAACUUUUGCACAAUCAGGUUUGCAGCUUGUUUUGAAUUCUCACAAGCUUUGUUAUUGGUCCCUGAAUUUAAAUUUUAGAAAUGAUUUUCUGAUCUAUUAGUAAAAGUAAAAUGUAUAUCCACACAAAAUCUUUAAAAUAUCUUUUAAUGUAGAUUCCUGUUCUGGAAUCUACAUAUCUUUAAGUGAACUUUUAUUCUAACAAUUUAGAAUAAUAUUUAAUUUCAUUGUUCUGCCAAUAUAUUUGAAACAAACUUGUAAAGCUGUAUGUUUAAUUUGAAUAAUUAUUUCAAAAUGUAAAUCUCUUAAGAAUAGACAAGGCAGCCUAAUACGAAUUUAACAGAAAAACUUGGAAAAUUUUAUUUUCUACUAGAAAUGUUGGCAUCCUAUAAAAUGCAAAGCUCACCUUGUACUAGAAGAGUUUACAGUGCCAGCAUUGAAAGGUUUUCUUUCUUGAAGUGCAGUUCUAUCAGUAAGCUGUUUUUCUAUAUUCAUGUCUAGUAUGAUCCAAAUUAUUUCAGCUUUCAACAAAUGAAAGAAUUAUAUAUCUGUCAGCUUCAGCUUCUAGACUUAGCCCAUAUUUAUCAUUAGAGUUGUUCCAGCCCUAUUUCCUACCAUUGAACCUUGUUCUUUUCAUUUGAUUUAUACCUGUAAAAUGUGUAAAUGUCUCCCAAAGGUUAGCACAAAACUACAUUGAGAUCAGGAGUUUGUUUUCAAUUAAAAUGUCUUUAAGCUGUAAUUCACAAACUGUUUGGAAACAUUUAAGCAUACACAUAUUGUGAAAUUUCAAGUCAUUUUUAAUGUUAAAAGUUGCAUCUCUUUAAUACAAAAUAUUUUCAACUUUACUAUGAAAAAAAUGACAUAACCCAUUCCUUUUCUCUUAUAAAAGAGCCUGGCAAAGAGGGCUAUACUAUGUCUCAAAUCUUAUCUCAGCUACAGCACCUCUUCGUAAAAGGAGUAAGAAUAGAUACAGCCUAUAGCCUGGAGUUUUACUUCCAAGUAGAUCCACCAAUUCCACUGGGAAGAGACCAAGUAAAGAUGUAAAUAUUUCCCCUCACAGCUAAUAUUCCCAGCAAGUUCAAGUGAAUUCAGGAGUCCUAAUUGCAUUUUAUAUGCAAUUUUGAGAAUUUGCAUUAGGAAACAGUACAACAUGCACCAAAGAAAAGGAAGCAAAUCCCUGAAGCAAACAGACCUGUCAUGCUCUGUCCUUUUUUU
Notechis scutatus (mainland tiger snake) is the source of this 5093-nucleotide messenger RNA. The record is from RefSeq and is a predicted model, not a curated record. Lineage: Eukaryota; Metazoa; Chordata; Lepidosauria; Squamata; Elapidae.